CUAAACUCGCUCCGCUCGAGCCCGAGUAUGACGGCUCGAGCAGUCUCUUUCAGCCUCGCUUUGACGUCGUCAUAGAGACCGGGCGGACCAAUCAGAACACGCGCCGAAGAGCGUCACGUGGGUCGAGCGACACGCUGAUUGGAGGACGCCAGAGUAAAAAAAACAAAAGGCCAAGUUUUGGGUAAGUUUUAUAGGUGGGAGCUCCGCGAGGCCGAGGGGGAGCGGAGAGGAGCGGCGGGGCCACGGCGGAGGGGAACAGCGGCGGAGCGGCGUGUGAAAGCGAGCGUGUGUUCUUGUGUUGGGAGUUUUAGCUUAUGGCCCCUCUACCGUCCACCAUGAGCUCCGUGCAAGGACCACUCGUCCAGGAUGGCGAAGAGGAGACGGCGACUCAGGCAGGCGACAGGAGCGCGGCAAGGGGAUGUAAGAGCAAGGCGGCGAGCCUUCCCUUCAGCGUGGAGGCGUUAAUAUCAGACAGGAGCACUUCCAGGACUUCAUACCCCGCGGCGGAGCCCGGAGCGAUGGCCCCGGCGCCCGGGGCUGAGGAGCGCCUGCGGCUCUCCCCCAUGGCUCUGUACGCGGAGAGGAAAGUGGCGCUGGAGAGCGCGGCGAACUCGGGCACAAGAGGAGGCGCAGAGGAGGACAAGACACGGGGAGGGUGGUACCAGAGCCCCCCGUACACUUCCCCGCCAAGACACUCCAGUCCGACACCCUGCGCGCUCAGGAAGCACAAGAAUAACCGCAAGCCGCGGACUCCGUUCACCACGGCGCAGCUGCUGGCGCUCGAGCGCAAGUUCCGGCAGAAGCAGUACCUGUCCAUCGCAGAGCGCGCGGAGUUCUCUAGCUCGCUCAACCUGACCGAGACGCAGGUGAAGAUCUGGUUUCAGAACCGCAGGGCCAAAGCCAAGAGACUACAGGAGGCCGAGCUGGAGAAGCUCAAGCUGGCGGCCAAGCCCGUGCUGCCGGCGCUCGCGCUCCCGUUCCCGCUGGGAGCGGGCUCUCCGGGCCUGUACGGGCACGCGGCGGCCUUCCCGCGGCCCGCGCUGCCGCUGCCCGGAUUGUUCGGUGGACCUGUGACCUACGGAAUGUACUAUCUGUCCUAACCGAGCGUCAGUAACUGCUGGACCUCUGUUCCGAUUUUAUUACUCUGUCAAUGGACCAACGAGUUUCAGCUCUUAAAGUAAAACAGGCCUCAAACAGGACGAAACAACCACUUCAAUAAAACACACUGCAGAAUCAGAAAAUAGAGCUUCAGGAUUCACUGCAAAACCUGCUCCAUCCAGAAUCCACCCAACCUGUUGCUGACACGGCGAACAAGGACCAUACUCCAUACUUAAUUCAGCUCGGGUUGUUCUGUGACUUCUGCUGGUUUAAACAGUAGCUCAUAGAAACUUUCAAAAAUGAAGAGGGCAUGUUUUAAUCCGGAAUAUAAUUAUUUGCAUUAAUAAAGCCCCCCAAAUGUCGUAAAGUUUUAGAAAAAACCCUAAACACUUAAAAUAUAAGAGCCAAAUAAUCCCAGCUAAUAUUUACAAAGAAUUAAGCGGAUUGUCUUAAAGUGAACCAUAAUUCGCUUCUCCGCUGGUUUAAAUGAAUUAAACGAAGGGAAGCUAUAAUUUCUAUAAGGUGCUGCCAGCCUGGUUUUAUUCGCGCUCACAUCGAAGACUCUCCAGUUUCAUUAGAUUUCCAAUUUCCAUCUGACCCCAGACUGACGCUUUUACUGGGCUCCGUUUCGAAAGGACUCCGUCAGGCUCCAUGUACCACAGCUAGAGUUUAACAGACUGUAAAAUUAACCUCUAGAUUUUUUAUUAUUGUAAAUAAGCGUAUAUAUUAGCACCCAGCUAUUUUCAACCACCUUUGAAAUUACGAAUAGACUUGCUGAUAUUUAUACAUUGUGUUUACAUUUAUAUUCUGUAAAUUAUUGUAUAUAUUUGUACAGACAAAUUUAGAAAAAUAAUCUUUUGUAUUGGGAAAAAAAUAAAUUUGAAAUAAGGGAA
Molecule: messenger RNA, 1991 nt
Organism: Astyanax mexicanus (Mexican tetra)
Lineage: Eukaryota; Metazoa; Chordata; Actinopteri; Characiformes; Acestrorhamphidae
Gene: msx3
Product: muscle segment homeobox 3
Exons: 2
Coding region: 315-1100 (261 amino acids)
Biological process (GO): embryonic morphogenesis; regulation of transcription by RNA polymerase II
Cellular component (GO): nucleus
Molecular function (GO): DNA-binding transcription factor activity, RNA polymerase II-specific; RNA polymerase II transcription regulatory region sequence-specific DNA binding
Source: RefSeq, a predicted model, not a curated record